GAGGAGCUGGCGGGCCGGGUCGCUGUGUGGGCCGCGCGCCCUCCCCGCUGGGGUGCGGUCAGCGGCGACCGCGCGAGGCUGCGCCCGGGGACGCGCGGAGCGUGGGCGAGCGGGGGCGGGGUGAGGGACCCGGAGGGAAAUGCUGUCCCGAUCGGAGCUGACGGUUCCGCCCGGCGGCGGGCGCGGGAACCCGGGGGCGGUGACAUUUCCGAGGGACGCUGGCGGAUGCCCGUGAGCCCGGUGUUUGGGUCGCUCUCCAGGCGACUCUUGUUGGAAAUGCCCCACGCUAAUUAAUCAGCUGUAGUAACAGAAACGGGGGGCGUAGGAGAGGUUCGUGGGAAACCUGUGUGUCUCCUGUUAACGUUGUUUAAAGCAUAAAACUAUUCGGAAAAUAAUUUUGUUAAUUAAAAGAACCAGCCAGCGAUGAAGAACAGAGCCAAAGUGUCUGUAGACUGAGAACCCGAUUAGAUUUAAACGUGCUCUGCAUAAUUGGAUUUUAAUGUGAAAAGCUACAUAUCAGAAUGUAUUUUAAAAGACAGUCUGAGACCUCAAGGAAAUAAAUGCUAUAGAAUGUGGUGUGGCACUGCAUGCUGGUGGGUGGGCAGAGCAUCAAAGAUGCAGUCCGUAAUGGUGAAAAGUAGGCAGAGAGAAAUUUCUAUUUAUUUGACAAUUUGUAGUUAGUAUUAGAAGCUCAGAAACUUAGGGGAAUUUUUCCUAUCUUUUUUCUUUCUGGAAUCUUAAAGCUGGACUUUAAGAUUCUGGACUUUUCUGGAAUGCCCCUGUGGAUGGUGCAGCCAGAGUGGGAAAGAGAGAGCGUUGUGUUACAACAGAGACCUGGACUCCAGAAUCCAUGGUCUUCUGACCUAAUGUUGUAAUCUUUGAGAAGCUGCUUCUCUCCCUCAGCAUCAGUUUUCUCAGUUGUAAAACAGAGAGAUUGGACUCAAAACUCUGUUCCUGUACCUUGCUAGCUUCUAAUUAUGGCCCUACUGACAAAGCAUCUUGUUUCAGUUCAUGGUGGAGUAGUUUGUAAAACUGUGGAGCUAAAAUCUGUUCUGCUGGCUUCCAUUGUUGCUUCUAGAACAGCUUCUGUGUUAUCCAUAGUUUUUCUGCGUGUGAAGUUAAGUGACUUGUUUUCCAGUGCCACCUGCCAUUGCAUUGUUGUUUUUCAUGUUCACUAGUUUGCUAGGGACUGUUGGAGUGCCGUCUCUCCUGCCCAGAGCUAGAGACUUUGUAUGUGGAGUGUGGGAUGCUCUGCCCUGUGCAGAAUAUGGGACAUGGCUCUCUGUAGUGCUGUACUUAUGCAAUUGGUGUGUGAAUUCUAAAUGUUUGAUAAGGUUCAUUUUGUUAGUUUUGGUCCAUUGUACUGGCUUCUCAAGGCCUUACUGAAUUUCAGUGUGUUCAUUGGAUCAUGAUGCACUCAAGAGAGUCUGGAGAAACAGAAGUCUGUUUUGUCUUGGUCAGAUGCUGGUCAUAAUCUUGGGCAAGCCAUUUAAUGUCAGAUUUGAGUUUCCUCRUCUCCUAAGUUGGAAUUUUAAAGUAGAUGCACCCUGAAAUGGGUGCUCAGGUUACUUCUGGUUUUAAAGUCCUUGAGUCUAAUAUUGGGUCCUCAACCUUCUUAAGAGAAUGUUGGGAUUGAGCAGAUGUUUUCUGAGCACACAGUGUUUAAAGGGUGUACGAGGGUUUCGGAGGUAAGUAAGUGGAUAGUCCUAUGUGCUGAAAACCAUGACCUGGUGUGGAAUCAGGCUGACUUGUACCAUGGAAGUAUGCAUAUAGCUGGAUGUAAGGAUGGUUGGGGAAUGGGAAAUUGGCCAUUGUCUAAAAAGGUAACCAGUUUGAGGGAUGAAAGGAUUUGCCUGAUGGGUAGGUAGCAAGGCAGAAUGUAAAGGGCAGGAAAUGUCUGUGGAAAGACCCAGAAGCUUCAGAAGAGUGAGGGAGUUAUAUGUGGUCAGUACUUUUGAAAAUGCAGUCUGGUCGGGAGCUUUCUGUGCUGUGUUGAGAUUUUUGUUCUGCAGGUGUUUGGCAGAUAGGGAUUGUAAGCAGGCAAGUUACAUUAGGCUUGUAGGGUUUGGAGUUGUCCAUGGUAGCAAGCAGAGUGAUGAAUGGGGGGCAUGGUCAGGUGUCAAAAUUAAGAGUGUUGAGCCAAGGGGAGACAGGAAGGAGUAAGUGGAAGUGCUGGAGUUUAUCAGGAUAUAUAGGCAGUGGUUUUCUGUUCAUGGCCAGUGUACUCUAUUCUGUUCUUGUCAGCAAACUCAGCAGAUGAGGAAACUGUCUCAUUGAAGUGCACACAGGGAGAGAAUAGGCCAGAGCAGUCACUGGGUAGGUCAUCCCUUCCUCCUCUCCGUCAGAACACCUCCAUCAUGCCUCCUGCCAGUCCUCUUUCUUGUUUCCUGUGGGUCCUGUUGAUUGUAUUGUUUCUUCCACGGCUGCAUGUCAACAACAUUGAUGACCAGCAGAACAUCAGUUCCUUACGCGCUGCACCAGCAGAUUCAGCUUCUCAUCUUUGCCCCACUGAGGCUGUUUUCUGUGUGUUAGAAAGCCAUGUAGACCACCUCUCCUUUGAAGGCCACUUAGGUGUCCCUGGAGAUAGCCGGAGAAUAUUUUAUAAUUAAAAAUUUUUGAAAAGUGCUGGAGUUAUCGAGGAAAAAUUCCACACCUGUCUCACUACUGCAUGAAGUGUUGAAAGUUUUUAAAGAACGCAGUUGUAUGUGUUGGUGAUAGAAAGAAGAUGGAAGUUUUCCAGGAACUUCGGAAACCAUCUGUACGUUUGGAGUGUGACCACUGCAGUUUCAGAGGCACCGAUUAUGAAAAUGUGCAGAUCCACAUGGGCACCAUCCACCCAGAGUUCUGUGAUGAGAUGGAUGCUGGGGGUUUAGGUAAGAUGAUAUUUUACCAGAAAAGCGCAAAGCUCUUUCACUGCCAUAAAUGCUUCUUCACCAGCAAAAUGUACUCCAAUGUGUACUAUCACAUCACAUCCAAACAUGCAGCCCCAGAAAAAUGGAAUGAUAAACUGAAAAGUCAGUUGAACAAAGAAACAGAUCCUUUGAGAAUGCCCCCUCUUCCCGAACACCAGAAAACACCCUCUAAUUCAGCAGAACUCCUGAAACCUGGGACUUCCCUCUCCAUAGAAACACAGAAACUAGGUCCAGUUCUGUCUCCAGAGUCCCCUGAACCUGAUCCUCUUGCUCCACUGGAGCUUCAGAAACCCGGCCCUGCUGUUCCUCCUGAGCAGGCAACAACUCCUCCUCCGGAGCCUUCGAAACCUGUUCCUGUUUCUUCUGAGCUUCCAAAAUCAGCACCUGUUGUGUCUGAGUUGCAGAAGCCUGUCCCUGUCCCCUCUCCAGAGCCACAGAAACCUGUCCCUAUGUCUCCUGAGCCAGUAAAGGCUGCUCUUGCUAACCCUAAGCCUCAGAAGCACUCUCACUUUGCAGACACAGGGGGACCACCUUCAGCCUCAUCUCCUGAGUCACCAGUUCUGGCUGCUUCCCCUGAGUCUUGGGGGUUGUCCCCAACUGCAUCUCCAGAAUCUCGGAAGCCCACCCGGACUGCCUCUCCAGAGCCAAAGAAGCCAUCCCCGUCAGAGUCUCCUGAACCUUGGAAGCCAUUUCCUGCUGUCUCCCCAGAGCCCCGGAGACCAGCCCCAGCUGUGUCGCCAGGUUCCUGGAAGCCAGGGCCACCUGGAUCCCCAAGGCCUUGGAAAUCCAGUCCUUCAGCAUCUUCAGGACCUUGGAAGCCAACUAAACCUGCUCCAUCUGUGUCUCCUGGACCCUGGAAACCAAUUCCUUCUAUAUCACCUGGACCUUGGAAACCAGCUCCAUCUGUGUCCCCUGCAUCCUGGAAGUCGUCUUCAGUCUCAUCUGGCUCCUGGAAAACUCCCCCUACAUCUCCAGAGUCGUGGAAGUCUGGACCACCAGAGCUCCGAAAGUCAUCCCCUGCCUUGUCACCUGAGCACUGGAAAGCAGUUCCCCCAGUGUCUCCUGAACUUCGCAGACCAGGCCCGCCACUCUCCCCAGAGAUCCGUAGCCCAGCAGGCUCUCCAGAGCUCAGGAAACCCUCAGGGUCACCAGACCUUUGGAAGCUUUCUUCUGACCAGCGGAAAACUUCUCCUGCUUCAUUUGAUUUUUCUGAGUCUCAAAAAAGUUCCCGUGGUGGUUCUCCUGAUCUCUGGAAGUCUUCCUUUGUCAUGGAACCUCAGAAACCUGCUGUCUUCCCUGAAACCCGGAAGCCAGGUCCUUCUGGGUCAUCUGAGUCCCCAAGAAUGGCUUCGGAUAUCUGGAAGCCUGUCCUUUCUAUUGAUGCUGAGUCUCGAAAGUCUGCACUGUUUCCUGAGCCCACCAGAGCAGCCCCUCCUGCUUCUCCUGAGCCACGGAAACGUGUUCUUUUCCCAGAGUCCCGGAAGCAUGCCUUGUUCCCUGAACUGCCCAAGUCUGCUGUGUUCUCAGAGGCUCAGAAAGCAGCAGAGCUUGGUGAUGAGCUACAGAUAGAUGCCGCAGAGGACCAAAAAUGUGAUCUUUUGGUUCAGGAAGAGCUUCUGGCCACUCCCAAGAAACUCUUGGAAGAUGCCCUAUUUCCUUCCUCUAAGAAGCUCAAGAAGGAUAGCCAGGAGAGCUCAGAUGCUGAGCUGAGCAGCAGUGAGUACCUCAGAACAGACCUGGAUGCCAUAGACAUGAAGGGCCAGGAGUCCAGCAGUGAUCAAGAACAGGUGGAUGUGGAAUCUAUUGAUUUUGGCAAAGAGAACAAAAUGGACAUGACAAGUCCAGAGCAAUCCAGAAAUGUGCUACAGUUCACUGAAGAAAAAGAAGCAUUUAUCUCAGAAGAGGAGAUUGCAAAAUACAUGAAGCGUGGGAAGGGGAAAUAUUAUUGCAAGAUCUGUUGCUGUCGUGCUAUGAAGAAAGGUGCUGUUUUGCAUCAUUUGGUUAAUAAGCACAAUGUCCACAGUCCUUACAAGUGCACAAUUUGUGGAAAGGCCUUUCUUCUGGAAUCUCUCCUUAAGAAUCAUGUAGCAGCUCAUGGGCAAAGUUUACUUAAAUGUCCACGUUGUAAUUUUGAAUCCAAUUUCCCGAGAGGCUUUAAGAAACACCUAACUCAUUGUCAAAGCAGGCAUAAUGAAGAGGCAAAUAAAAAGCUGAUGGAAGCUCUUGAGUCCUCCUUGGAGGAGCCACAGAUUUGAUUUUUGAGCACAGUGUGAACACUUGCUGUACAAUGCUGUCUGUGGAGACUGCAGCUUGUUACAUGGCCUGGUUGGGCCAGUAGAUGGUAAUGUGCAGCGUGUACCGUGUGUGAUUGUUUCACUAGUGUUGAAAGGAUAAGUACUUUUUUCUGCUGUUAUGUGGCUGUCUUGUAAAUCAACAAAUUUCUACUGUAUAUUUCAGAUGGUUAAAACUUCUCAUUUCUUUUAAAUAUAUUUAAAUAGUAACACAGAGAAGUAGGCAUUCUGUAUAGUAAAUGAGCAAGUUCUGAACCCCUGUUAAAAUAUGUGUGCGUGUGUGUAAAACCCAGUUUCAGACAAUAGAGGUUAUUAGGUACAGGGCUCGGGAGCAACUCAGUGGUAGAGCGCUUGCUUAGCAUGUGCCAGGCCCUGGGUUCCGUCCCCAGCACCACACGAAAAAUUUUUAGGUGGAAUGUUCAAGAAUAGGCAUGAAAAGUAAACUUAAGAAAAAUUUUCUUUCCCUGAUGUAUUUUAAAAUCCUAAGAGUUAUUUUCUAUUUGAUCAUGUAAAAUUAUUUUAUAAAUCUUGGAACAGUUUUUAGAUGCUCAUAAACUUYUAUGUCAUGGAAAGCUGAGUCUCAGGGUUGCUGAUUUUCUGCUGACAGGGAAAGUCAAGGAAGUCUUUGAAGUAAUCUGCAGCCUUCUGCAGGGGCUGUGAGGAAGGCCUGGGGGGCUCUUCUCGUCCUCAGUCAAGUACAUCUGAGUCUUCCAUCUGCUGUCCUGCCCUCACUUUCCUGUCAGCCCACACUAACAAAUUAAUGGAUGAUCUCAGAUGAGCUUUUUUCCCCCCCUCUUCUCUUCUGGGGCGCUGGUGAUGAAACCCAGGACCUCUUGCUAGGCCAGUGCUCUUUCUGCCACUGAGCCACACCCCAGCCCACAGCAGAUCCUUAACUGCCAAAUGUGUUAGUGUUCUGUACCUCGUACUGCUGGGCCUCGCUCCCCCUGUUGGGUUUAAGACCAGAGUAGUGGGUAGGAGUUGAAAGUCUUCCAGAUUCAUAGUAAGAGCUUUUGUAAAUGUUAAAGAAAUAUAUCGGUUUGAUUUUCACACUUAUGUUACUGUAAAUACCUUGUACCUGUUCAGGAUUAUUUUAUUCUAAGAUAUUUUGUCAAAUGUGUAUUAACCAAAUUAAAAAGACUUUCAUGUCAGCAGUGUCUUCUGUUUUCUUUGCUCUAACUCAUGAUAUCCAGGUCCCUUCCCCUGACCUUCACUUGUUUUCAACAUAGCAAUGAGCAGCACUUUCUAAGCCAUGUGUUCUGUGGGUCCUGUGACCAGCACGUUAGGAACAGUGGGAGCUCCAUGGGGGGAAGCCUCUUCUCUGCAUUGAGC
Messenger RNA from Urocitellus parryii (Arctic ground squirrel), 6532 nucleotides. The record is from RefSeq and is a predicted model, not a curated record. NCBI's taxonomy places the organism in Eukaryota, Metazoa, Chordata, Mammalia, Rodentia, Sciuridae.